Molecule: messenger RNA, 1261 nt
Organism: Malus domestica (apple)
Lineage: Eukaryota; Viridiplantae; Streptophyta; Magnoliopsida; Rosales; Rosaceae
Product: NADH kinase-like
Biological process (GO): NADP+ biosynthetic process; NAD+ metabolic process
Molecular function (GO): NAD+ kinase activity
Source: RefSeq, a predicted model, not a curated record
UCCCUGACUGUUACCAAGAAAAAGUGGAAAAAAAAAGGCCCUAAAUUGUUCGAUGAGGCCUCCUGUUACAGUUCCGCCACAUGCAAGUCUAAACGGAGCUUUGGCCGGUCCACCGUCACACCCUUCAGAUACAGAGAGAGAGAGAAAUGGCGAGGAGGAGACUGUUGCUGCUGUUAAAACCGUUCGACGUUUACCAAGUCGGCCAAUCAGACGGUCUGUGUCGCAUCACCAACCCUCAGGUACUACAUUACUUGGAGAACAGGCGAAAAGUGCACAAGGAUGCAAUAAACUUGUGUCAGAGUAUUUUGCGCCAGAAGCCUGUUGAGUGGAAACCUAUAGUACGUACUAAUCUAUCCCAGCCUAUCCGUGAUGUGGACCUUGUUGUUACAGUUGGGGGUGAUGGCACUCUAUUACAAGGCAGCCAUUUCAUUGAUGACACGGUUCCAGUUCUAGGAGUGAAUUCUGACCCCACACAACCUGAAGAGGUAGAGAAGCUCAGGAAUGAGUUUGAUGCUAAUAGAAGCACAGGCUAUCUUUGCGGUGCAACGGUCAACAACUUUGAACAGGUUCUGGACAAUAUCCUCGAGGGUCGAGCUAAUCCUUCCAAAUUGACAAGGAUAUCCAUAUGUGUAAACUCAGAAGUGAUUCCAACUUAUGCUCUUAAUGAUAUUUUAAUUGCACAUCCAUGUCCGGCAGCAGUUUCACGAUUCUCAUUCAAAAUUAAAAUGGAUGACCAGCCAUGUUCCCCACUGGUGCAUUCUCGAUCAAGUGGUCUCAGAGUUUCAACAGCUGCUGGAUCAACCGCUGCAAUGCUCUCAGCAGGCGGAUUUCCGAUGCCCAUCUUAUCUCAGGAUCUCCAGUACAUGGUAAGAGAGCCCAUUUCACCAGGAAACACCUCAAGCUUAAUGCACGGAUCAAUCAAAUCUCGUCAGUCCAUGGAAGCUACGUGGUUGUCUAAAGAGGGCGUCGUAUACAUUGACGGUUCUCAUGUUUGCUAUUCUAUAAAGGAUGGCGAUGUCAUAGAGAUAUCUCCCAAGGCCCCAGUUUUGAAGGUUUUUUUGCCUCACCAUUUACAGAACAUUAGUGAAGAAACGUAAGGACGGAUGUUUGGAUAGAAAUAAAUUUUUGUAAGUACGAGCUGUGAAUAUUGCGGAACUUCUGUAAACAUGCGUUCGGGCUGUAGAGUUUUGAUUCUUUGAUUUCGAGCAGAAAUCAUGACACAUUUGACUUGAAACGAUAUUGGAAUUAUUUGGAACCCUGA